CAUCUGUUCCUCCUCAACCGUGUCGUCCGUCCCAUUGCCGGACAGUCCCUAAGUCCAUAGCUGCCCAAUCCGGCGAAAUCAUUUUGGCUUCCUAAAGUACCUUACGUAUAAUACUUCUAUACCAUGCUUUAGCAUACAUAGCGCACGCUCAACUUGCUUGAAACCGUCCUUCGAAAGAGUUCAAGCACGCCACAUCAACCCGCAUAGGCUCUAGGGCGUGGCAUAGAGUAUCCGGGCUGAGCUAGGGCCCGGCCCGGCUGGACUGCAGCGCCCCUGAUACCCCUACAUCCAUAUACUUUUGAGGACCCUCCACGCUCUGUUCGUUUCUUAGCGUGAACGCCAUAUAAUAGGGGAACAUGGGAAACUCUCAGGGCAAAGGCGAUGUCGCGACAACAAGUCGCGCAAAGGCUAUCACUGGAGGAGCCGUGAAGGGGAAAGCAACUCUGCCGAAGUUGCCACCUAACGCAGUCAAGUCGCAGCCUGAGGACUAUGCCUUUAUCGAGAAUGCUCUGGGGCGUCUGUUGCUAUUCACGAGGCUUGAUCCUCAGAUACAACGGAAGAUUGUUUCGGAAAUGUAUGAGCGGACUGUGCCUGCUGGUGACAUCCUCAUCAAGGAGGGCGACACCGGCCUCGCGGCGGCCGAGCUGUACGUGGUCAAGAGCGGAAAGUUUGAGGUGCUGCAAAAGCGGCAAGGCCAGAAUGUCCGUGUGAACAUCAAGGAAAGGGGCGACUGUUUCGGCGAAAUUUCGCUGAUGUAUGACAGCCCUCGCACGGCUACAGUAGCAGCGACGAUGGAUGCGGUGGUCUGGGCCCUAGACCGCCAAGUCUUCAGGUUUUUCGUCCGGGAGCUGCAAGAGACACAAGUAUCCCAGGUCGAGCUGUUCCUAAACAGCGUGCCAAUCCUGGCCAACCUGUCCCGCGAGGAGCGCAUUCGCCUGGUGGAUGCCUUCGAGGAGGUGACUUACCAGGCGGGGCAAAAGGUUAUUGUGGAGGGCGACAAGGGUGACCUCUUUUACAUCGUGAAAGAUGGAGAGGCCAUCGUGUAUCAAAACACCCCGGGCGGGCAGCGAAAGGUGAACCACCUCUUCAAGGCAGACUUCUUCGGGGAGCGCGCCUUGCUCACAGAUGAACCCAGGAUGGCGACCGUGGAGGCGUACACGAAGCUCAUCUGCUUGACGCUAAAGCGUGAGACGUUCCAGGAGAUCCUGGGUCCGCUGGAGCAGCUGAUGGCGCGUGAGAAGUCCAACCAGGUGGUGGCCCAGAAGAUGGCCAAGCUGCAACCCCGCGGCUCGCAUGUGCAGCGGCCGCCCGCGGAGGUGUUCAUUAAACGGAAAAAGAAGGGGCGGAACGGCGAUACCUGGGAGGUGGUGCGGGCGCGCGGGCACCUGGAUGAGGUGCUGGAGCUGCGCAAAGGCGGCACGAAGCUGGAUGGACUGGAUCCCGGGGCGACAGGCAAGGAGACCAACACCCUUGUACUUACAGAGGGCACGGUGCUGGGCGGUGGCGCUUUCAGCAGAGUGUCCAUUGUCACAGAGGAGUCGACGGGGCGGUCGUACGCGCUGAAGCGCAUGCGAAAGUCGGCGGUGGUGCAGUGCCCCGAGCACGUGUACUGCGAGCAGGCGAUCACCAAGAACGUGGCGCACCCCUUCUGCAUCCGCCAAUACGCGUCGUUCCAGGACAAGUACCACCUCUACUUCCUGUUCGACCUCAUGCCGGGCGGCGAUCUGAUGGACGUGUUGGUGGCGGAGGCCAAGGUCAUCAGGCGGCGUGUGCCGCAGGGCACAUGGCGGAUAGGCUGCCUGGCGCCCAAGGUGAAGAUGCUGCAGGGCAUGAGCGAGGACCUCGCCAAGUUUUACAUCGGCUCUAUCGUGCUGGCGCUCGAGUACCUGCACAACAACAACAUCGUCUACCGCGACCUGAAGCCCGAAAACGUUUUCAUUGACGGCGGCGGCUACGUUAAGCUGGGAGAUUUCGGCUUUGCCAAGGUGCUGGAGAACGGGAACAGGACGUACACGUUCUGCGGGACGCCCGGCUACGUUGCCCCUGAGAACGUGCUGGCCCACGGCUACAACUACAGCGUUGAUUGGUGGGGCCUGGGCGUGCUGAUGUACGUGCUGCUCACGGGUCGCCAGCCCUUCAGCACUCCCAAGACGGACGACCCCAUGGUGGUCAUGCGACGCAUUGUGGACGAGAGCUACCAGAUCAAGUACCCGCCGUACCUCUCGCAGGCAGCCAAGGACCUCAUCUCGCGGUUGUUGGAGCGGAAGCCAGCCAAGCGCCUGGGCAUGCUGAACGCCCGAGCCUUGGACAUCAAGAACCACAAGUGGUUCGAGAACCUUGCAUGGGAGGAGCUGGAGGCACGAAGGAUGGGCGCGCCGCGCAAGCCGAAGGAGGCCGACAGCAGCAAGCGCCUCAAGGAGAUGAUCGAGAACGAGAAGAAGACGGCGGGCAAGACUCCAAAGGAGACCCCAGAAGAGCUGCAGGAGUGCGAGAUGGUGUUUGCCGAGUUCUAGACGGAACGCAUUCGCCCACCGGCUUGGCUGCGGUACCGCUCCUCUCUUGCCUUGGUUGGGCCGCUGCUGGCAAGCAGGCCCUCAUGUGCCUCCACGCAGCGAUUUAUGCUCUCCUUUCGAGUUGUGUAUUUGUCGGAACUGGAACGAAACUUGGGCCUGCACGCAACCAGCGGUGCGCUGAUUGCUUCCAAGGUGUAAAUGGGGCAGCAACUAGUAGGGCAGGAACUCUGCUGGUUCCCUUGUCAACGCAUGCAUGACGGUAUUAUAGCUUGGUGUGUGAUAUGUAUUAUGCAUCUUGGGCAAGCUGUGGCGAUUGAUAUACCAGGUUGACACGAACUACCUGGGGUUUGGUGUCUUCUGGGUUGGGCUGCUGUGGUAUAGUAUCCGGAUACAUGCAGCACAUAAUAUGAGCAUUGCACUGUGCACGCCGCUCGAGAGCUGAUGUGCGGUGGUGCACAUGAAGCGUCGAAGGGGAGGAGGAGGUCGACACUGUCCGAAUGCUCCCCGGUAGGAACUGAGACAACAAACCGGACACAGGCGAUGUUUGUACAUGACGGGUGAUACACUGACUAGAAACAAUGGUCUCGAAGGACGGGCUGUCCUUUUUUACGCGCAGUUGCAUCUGCCCGUCGCUGCUACGAACGCGCGAGCUGGUUCAAUGCCGUGAGUCUGUGCUGCUAAUGUCAUGUACUGCACGUGGUUGGGCUGGUUUGGUCACUAAUCCUUUGCAUGCGGCGCCCUGGAGCUGUUUUCUUGCAGUGGUGUUACCGGUAGUCUGGCCCCAUCCCCUAGCUAGGCAUUGCCAGGCACGCUCCGCUGUUACCCGGUACAUUGGUGGAACUGCAUCUUGGGGUUCCGCGUUACGUCAUGCGUUAUGCCUGACAGGUACCGCUGGAAAAGCACACUGCUGUUUUGUUGCCGUAUCAUGCUGGGAGCACCGCUGGGACAGCGUUUAUAGGUCCGUGCUAAGUGUUGGCUAAGCCUUGUGAAACGUGUUUGGUGACGUUUCUACCGCAUGUGUAGGUACGUACAUACUACAUAGCUACUAGGGUGCUGCGAGUUGUGUGUUACCGUAAGCUGAACUCGGCGUCUUUUGUUGGAUAAGGUUAGGAUGAAUGUUAUGUUCCGGCCGUCAUGUGCCGUUUCUCCCGACCUGGGUGGGCAUGUGUCACCCUCUGGGACCCAGUCAAAUGACACCGUGAUGGCGUACUGUGGCUGCGCUGCCAAGGUCAUGCUGUGCGCUUGCAGCCAGUGACAUGCUCGGCUGAUGUGUAACGCGAAAGUGGCU
This is a messenger RNA of Astrephomene gubernaculifera, 3801 nucleotides long. NCBI's taxonomy places the organism in Eukaryota, Viridiplantae, Chlorophyta, Chlorophyceae, Chlamydomonadales, Astrephomenaceae. The record is from the annotation of a GenBank genome assembly.